Cercopithifilaria johnstoni is the source of this 2913-nucleotide messenger RNA. NCBI's taxonomy places the organism in Eukaryota, Metazoa, Nematoda, Chromadorea, Rhabditida, Onchocercidae. The record is from the annotation of a GenBank genome assembly.
AUGCUAUCAUUUCCAGUUAUUUCAUUUCUUUUCCUUCAUAUAUCGACAGUACAACGAUAUAUUGGAUCGGAACUAUUAUUACAAUAUUAUCAAAAUGAACAAUAUCGAAAUCACUACUUUCUAUGGUUAUCAUUAGCAUUACCAUCAAUAUCAUCAUUAUCAUCACCAUCAUCAAUAGCAUCAGCGGCAGCAAUACCACCAUCAUCAAUAUCAUUGAUGGAAUUUCCUGAGAUUAGCAAAAAUACGAUGAUAAAUCGAAAUAGAUAUCAAUUUAGGAGGAAAAUUAGAGCAGCAACAGCACACAAAGAACGAUUAUGGCCAAAUGGUGUGAUACCAUACGAUAUAUCAGAUAAUUUUACAGGUGAACAUAAGCGUUUAUUUCAGAGGGCUAUGCGCCAUUGGGAGAAUAACACAUGCAUUACGUUUAUACCACGUCAACCGGAACAUCUUAAUUACAUCGUUUUUACCGUCGAUAAAUGCGGCUGUUGCUCAUAUGUUGGCAGGAAAAGUAAUGGACCACAAGCGAUAAGUAUUGGAAAGAAUUGUGAUAAAUUCGGAAUUGUUGUACAUGAAUUAGGCCAUGUGAUUGGCUUCUGGCAUGAGCAUACACGUCUGGAUCGUGAUCAACAUGUUGAUAUAUUUUACAAAAGCAUUCAGCAAGCGCAAGAUUAUAAUUUUGAGAAAUUAAAACCCGAUGAGAUUGAUUCACUCGGAGAGCCAUAUGAUUAUGCAUCGAUUAUGCACUAUUCUCGUGAUACAUUUUCUCGAGCAAUGUAUUUGGACACAAUUUUGCCAAAAGGAAAAUUUGGUGAACGGCCAGAAAUUGGCCAACGAACGCAAUUAUCACCGGGCGAUAUUUCACAAACGAAGAAACUUUAUAAAUGCACAGCUUGCGGUGAAACAUUGGUGAAAGAAUUUGGUGAGUUACGUUUAAAUGGUAGUGGUACCAUAUGUCAAUGGCGUAUCAUUGCUGCAUUUGGUGAAUUUAUUGUUCUCAAUAUUUCCACCCUUGAUUUACCAUUACCAAAACGUGAUUGUGCCUCAGAAAGGGAUAAUUAUUUAAUUGUUAGAGAUGGUCAUUACAGUGGUUCACCUAUUUCAGAUAAAUUAUGUGGUGGCGUAAUAUCACGUACAAUCAUUUCAACUGGCAAUAGGCUUUUUAUUCAAACGCAAACAUCCUAUCCACUAUUUUCCAUCUUUGCGCAUUAUAUUACUGUUUGUGGUGGACAUAUUGUUAGUGAUGUUGGUAUCAUACAAAGUCCACGAUAUCCGGAAAACUAUAUGCCUGAUGAGGAAUGUAAAUGGCUUAUUACCGUUCCAGAAGGCUAUCAAGUUGCUUUAACAUUUCAUUUUUUUAAUCUUGAAACACAUAGAGAUUGCAUAUAUGAUCGAUUGGAAAUAUACGAUGGUACAGUGGUUGAAUCGACUGCACUACUUUCUAAAUUAUGCGGUCAGGUAGUAAACAAAUCAGUUGUUUCACAUUUCAAUACCGCUCUGUUAUUGUUUAUUUCGGAUAGUUCGGUGCAAAAAGAAGGUUUUCAUAUUAGUUUCACCAAAGAAAUUGAUGAAUGCAAAUCAAAUAAUCAUGGAUGUGAGCAUCAUUGUGUGAAUAAAAUUGGUAAUUAUGAAUGUGAAUGUAAUAUCGGAUAUUUAUUGCGUUCAGAUGGAAGAACUUGCCAAAGUACAUGUGGUGGUAUUAUAAAAGCAUCAAGUGGAACUUUUCAUAGUCCAAAUUAUCCAUUAAAUUAUGCACCACUCAAAACAUGUGUUUGGCAAAUUGAAGCUGAUGAUGAAUAUCAAAUUAUUGUUAAUUUUACAAAUUUUGAUGUGGAAGGAAUGAAAUCAGCAUGUUCCUACGAUUAUGUUCUCAUCCAAAAUGAUGAAGGAAUAGAAGAACGCUAUUGUGGACAUUAUAAUUCAUUGGUAUAUACAUCAACAACAAAUCGAAUUAAAGUUUUAUUCGUUUCCGAUAAUACGAUAGAAAAAAGUGGCUUCAUGGCAUAUUUUAUCACCGAUUUGGAUGAAUGUCGUAAUAACAAUGCCGGUUGUCAACAACGUUGUAUAAAUACAAUUGGUUCAUAUCAGUGUGAAUGUGAAAGUGGUUAUGUUUUGGCAGAUGAUGGACAUAACUGUAAAGAGGGUGGAUGUAAUUUACAACUAUGUGAUCCGGAAGGUGAAAUUACUUCACCAAAUUAUCCACUUGAUUAUCCAAAAGGAAAGAAUUGCAACUGGCAUUUUGUUACUACACCAGGACAUCGUCUUUCACUUUCAUUUGAAGAAUUCAUGUUUGAAGAACACAAUACCUGCAAAUACGACCAUAUUGAGGUAUUUGAUGGUAGUAACAAUGAUGCUACAUCUUUGGGAAUUUUUUGCGGUAGUGAUGUACCACCAAAUUUACAAUCAUCCUCUAAUCAAUUAUUCAUGAUAAUGCAUACGGAUGAUAGCGUUGAUCGUCGUGGAUUUAAGGCUUUCUAUUCCUCAAUUUGUGGUGGUAAUUUGAAAGCUGAACAAACUAUUGGUUAUAUUUACUCUCAUGCUCGUUAUAGUGAUGGCAAAUAUGAGAAAAAGAUGAGAUGUGAAUGGAGAAUCUUGGCGGAACCAAAUCGCGGCGUAAACAUUCGUUUUGCACAAUUUGAUUUAGAACGUGAGGCAAAUUGCGAGUUCGAUUAUAUUGAGAUUUAUGAUGGAGAUGAGAUUUUGGAAGAAUAUCGUGUGGCUCGAUAUUGUGGUGAUAAGUUACCACCAUCUUUCACAUCAACUGGAAGAAAUUUGUUACUACUUUUGAUUACGGAUGAAUCCGAAGAACAGAAAGGUUUCAUUGCGGAAUAUCAAUCAACUAUACCAGGCACAAUUGCGCCAUUCACUUCAACAACACAUCGACCUUCACGUGAACCUAUUAUUAAUAACGAUUAG